CAAAGGAAUCUCACAAUAAACGCGUCAAGGAAGGCGGCUUCUUUCGUCUCUGUCUUCUGCUUCGGCUUUUCUCCUUUCGCUUGAUUUUCGUGUCGCCGGUAAGGCAAUUCGAUACCUCUGAACCCUAACGAGACGCAGCCACCGUUUAGGGUUUCGAUCAUCCAUUCAUUCUUCCUUGUUUCCUUUGCCUGAUUGCUUCCCUGUGGUUUCAUUUCCAUCUUACGUUUCAAUUCUGUUGAUUCUAUCGAGGAAGCGCUUGAGAAAAUUAUAUUUGAUUUUUGUCAUGUGCGUUUCUCUUGAUUAGGGUUUGUGAAUCUUUAAAAAAAAAUUGAAUUAUACGUUCUGUUAUUUUGGGGAGGGUUAGGGUUUCGAAAAUUUGGGAUUAUUGAGGAUUUCGGUUUGAAAUACAUUUUUCUUGGAUUCUAAAUUGCUUAUUGAGAGGAAUUGUGCUUGUGCUUGUCAAUCGAUGGCGGCAGGGCGAAAAAGUGUUCCGCUCAAAGGGGAAUUUUUCAAAUACAGCUCAACAAAGAGGUCCGAUCACUAUAAGAAUGGCUCUUUCGGCGUGGAAGAGGGUGGAUCUCGCAGCCAUCACUUUGCUCGUUCCCAUGAGCCUCGUGGUGGGAAAGAGGAGAGAGAGCAAGGUGAGAUCUGUGUUGAAGAUGAGGAAUAUGAGGUUGCUUUGCCACCGCCACAGAAGAAAAGGAAGUUUUCUCCAAUCGUAUGGGACCUAGCAGAGAAGGAAGAAAAAAUUUCGUCUGAGAGUAAGAUCUCGGAUACUGUUGCUCUGUCUCCUCCUCGUCCAUCUGUACUGAGCACUCCUGGAGCCAACAAUCCUGGUUCAGAUGUCCUUAUGGAGGAAUCUUUGCGGGAUUCUCGAAGCUAUAGACAGGAUGUGGAGGAAGAGAAGGAUGUGCAAGAAUGGACUAUCAGAAAGUCAAGAUGGGCUACUGAUGAUGGUCCCUCACCCAUGGCUGCUGAUGAUAAAUUCAAUCAUGUCAAAGGCAGCUCCAGUCCUGAAAUUGGUGAAUUCCAUCGCGGUGGAUCUUCAGAAAGCACCGUCACUAGAUCGUCAGGAAGCACGGGGAGAGAUCAAUAUCUUGGACUUUCUACUGAUGACGCCGAUUCUGAAAGGGAUUUCAAUAUAGACCCCGUGGUCGAUGUUGAGGGACCAAGAGACGUUGGUGAUUGUCCAUCGGAUUCUGAAGAGAGUGAUGGAUUGAUGCAAGUGCAGAGAAAUAUAAAUAUGCUUCACAGUUGCAGAAGUGUGUGCGAGUUUGAGAUGAUUAAGAAAAUAAAUGAAGGAACUUAUGGUGUUGUCUAUAAAGCUAGGGAUAAGAAAACUGGAGAAUUAGUCGCGUUGAAGAAGGUGAAGAUGAAUAUAGAGAGGGAUGGCUUUCCGAUGUCAUCCUUGAGGGAAAUAAACAUUCUCUUGUCUUUUAACCAUCCCUCCAUUGUGAAUGUUAAAGAAGUAGUUGUAGAUGAUUUUGACGGUACUUUUAUGGUAAUGGAAUACAUGGAGUAUGACCUCAAGGGAAUGAUGGAGGUUAAGAAACAGCCUUUUAGCAUUAGCGAAAUUAAAUCCUUGGUAAAGCAACUUCUUGAAGGUGUCAAGUAUCUUCAUGAUAACUGGGUUAUCCAUAGGGACUUGAAGUCAUCAAACAUUCUGCUGAACCAUGACGGGGAGCUUAAAAUAUGCGAUUUUGGGUUGUCGAGGCAGUAUGGAAGCCCUCUGAAGCCAUAUACUCCUGUUGUGGUUACACUGUGGUACAGGGCACCUGAACUUUUGUUGGGUGCUAAAGAAUAUUCAACAGCAAUUGACAUGUGGUCAGUAGGUUGCAUAAUGGCUGAAUUAAUUUCCAAGCAGCCUCUGUUCAGGGGUAAAAGUGAACUUGAACAACUUGAUCAGAUUUUUCGAACCCUGGGUACACCUGAUGAGAAAAUUUGGCCUGGAUUAUCCAAAUUACCUGGGGCUAAAGCAAAAUUUGUCAAGCAACCGUUUAAUAUGUUAAGGAAGAAGUUUCCAGCUGCAUCAUUUACCGGUUUGCCAGUUUUAUCGGAGCUGGGAUUUGACUUGUUGAAGAAGCUUUUAACUUAUAAUCCCGAAGAGAGGAUAACUGCUGAAGAUGCUCUCCUUCAUGAUUGGUUCUAUGAAGCCCCUCCUCCCAAAUCUGAUUUCAAGCCUAUUUUUCCUUCUUGGAGGUGCUAGGACAGUUAAUGAUCAUAUACAAAGAAUGAUAUAUUGCAAGUGACAGCGUGAUGGACUUGACUGGGCUAUUGUUUGCUUUAUAAAUUACAAGCGGCGGAUGAAUGUAUAUACCUGAGAAGGUAUGAUUAGCACUUGAUUUUUUUCCCCUAGUGAAACUCAGUGUAUCUCUUGCUGGUGAAAAUGAUGUAUAUAAUAUUUCAGGACAACUAAUAGUUAAUGAUGAAUAUUUGCUCUGGUAUGUUCUUAUCCUGUAUCAUCUAUUUCCGUUUUUUUUUCUUUGGGUUUGCUCUAACCUUUUGGCUGCCCCAUUUAAGGCUCGUUUGAACAUAGUUGCGAAAAUGGAAUUAUUUCAUUUCAAUAUCUCGACUAUUGUAAAUUAUAUUUAGAAUCGUUUAUUCUUUUUUGAAGUUUAUCGAAAUAUGAUUACAAGAUAAAUAAAUUCGUUUAAAUAUAUACAAAAUAAUGAAUGAGAAAUAACAUUAGCUAAAAAAAUUUAAUUUAAGGAAAACAAUAGAACAUUCUACAAAUAUUCAGUUAUUGCCAAACAUCUUUCAUUUUCUAGG
This is a messenger RNA of Vigna umbellata (rice bean), 2769 nucleotides long. Lineage: Eukaryota; Viridiplantae; Streptophyta; Magnoliopsida; Fabales; Fabaceae. The record is from RefSeq and is a predicted model, not a curated record.